Molecule: messenger RNA, 3438 nt
Organism: Stylophora pistillata
Lineage: Eukaryota; Metazoa; Cnidaria; Anthozoa; Scleractinia; Pocilloporidae
Biological process (GO): axon guidance; dendrite self-avoidance; homophilic cell-cell adhesion
Cellular component (GO): axon; plasma membrane
Molecular function (GO): cell-cell adhesion mediator activity
Source: RefSeq, a predicted model, not a curated record
GUCACAUAUGAUGUAAACAAGCUACAGUAGAAAGUUUUCAAAUGGAGAUAGUACAGAUCUUUUUCAAUCUUGCUUGAGAAACAUUCAAGGAGCUCCCAAAGUGCUUCAGCUGACUGGUUCACAAAUUCGCCCUUUCGACGCUGUUUCUCCAUUCGCCAUGGACAACAGCAUACGAGAAAUUAACAUGAUCACUAGAAAGAGAGACCGUAGUGAAGUACUUCACAAGUGCUCCUCUACGUUCUCUGUUAUUGCAAUUGUGUUGGUUUUUGCUCUAUUUGCGAGAAUUGAGAUUGUUGCUCGGGAUUCAAGGGCAAUGGACUCGAAACUCUCGCUGCAAAUUCAGCAAAUCCGAGACGUUCUGAAAGAAAGCACAGCCUUUUCCCGCGGGAACGAAAACCCAGACAUCUCAAAUGCGAUCCGAGACAAAAUUCAUGUCGUCCGUCGCAGCGUGGAUACAGUCAACGGCAAUGAAUCUAUUGCCUACCGUGACCUGGGAGAGGCUAUCAAGAGAUAUAUGCGAUCGAUUGUGAAAGGAUAUAUUUGUCACAGUCCAGACAGGGUUUGUGUGGCAGGCCCUCCUGGACCAUCAGGCGUUCGUGGACUUCCCGGAAAGAGAGGGCCUAAAGGAAUUAAGGGAAAAAAGGGAACACAAGGAGUUAUGGGACCUCCAGGAGAACCGGGAAAGCAAGGCAUCAAGGGAGAUAUUGGGCCUGACGGGGUCAAAGGGGAAAAAGGCAGUGCAGGAAUUCCAGGGCAUCCGGGACCUAAAGGUGAACCAGGACAGUCCAUAUCUACACCAACAGUAACUGUAUCGCCAGCUUUACUCACUGUCAUUCGGAACCAGUCUGCUAAGUUUUACUGCUCGGUAGAUGGCAAUCCAAAGCCCAAAGUUUCCUGGAGUAGAAUAAAUGGUGCAAGAUUAGCAAAUUCGGACAGUUCAAAUUAUUUGUUACAUAUCAGCAAAGCCACCUUCAAUGACUCAGGAAAUUAUGUUUGCACAGCUAAAAACAUUUUGGGACAGGUUGAGAAAGCUGUACGGCUUUUUGUGGAAGUGCCCCCGCAUUUUACCAAGAUCCCGGAUCGAUUUAUGCGAAUUAAAGCAAACACAGUAGCCUCUGUUUCCUGUCAAGCUUUUGGUUUUCCUCCCCCGGCAAUUCAAUGGUCGAAGGCAUUUUCUCCAUUGCCACAAGGACGAUCAUCUGUGACAAACGGCACUCUUAUGAUCACCAGUUUUACCCUUCAAGACGACGGUGAUUAUCAAUGCAAAGCUACAAACAAGCUGGGAUCUGUUAGUGUUUUGACAACCCUAAACUAUCUUAAAGUAUUUCGCAAAGCCAUCUUUACAAAUCUUGGUGCAAGUGGAAGAUUUGGUCCAACUUCAUUUGGUAGCCACUACACAGGCCAGGAUCAUGACGGACAAGUUACACUGUCCAGCGGUAUUCAACAGUGGACGGUGCCGUAUACUGGUGACUACAGAAUAGAAGCAAUAGGAGCUGCAGGUGGGUUCGAUACAGGAAUUAACAAUGCUCAGUACCGAGGAAGAGGAGCGAGAAUGAUUGGAACAUUUAGCUUAAACCAAGGUGAAGUCAUUCAGAUACUUGUUGGUCAAGAAGGAGAAAUAAAUAAGCAGUCUAUUUCUUCUGGAGGCGGUGGAGGUACAUUUGUGGUGAGAGGAGCCAACAAUCCUUUGAUCAUAGCCGGGGGUGGAGGAGGCACACACGCUCUAGUCUCAAGGCAUUCAGGAUGUGAUGCUAGCUCUGUUUCACGGGGAAAUCCUGGGUACAGAUCCUGGUCGGGGGGACGUAAUGGACAUGGUGCACAAACAGCUGAUGCUCACAAUUCUGGUGGCGGCGGAGGAGGUUUCUACUCCAGCGGCAGAAGCUCAAAGCAGUUUGGUGGUACCAUGGGAGAUGGUGGUGAGGGUGGUAAAGGAUUUCUCCAGGGAGGAGUGGGAGGUAGAGCUAAGUUUAACAAUGCUGUUGGUGGAUUUGGUGGAGGUGGAGGUGCUUAUGGACGUGGAGGAGGGGCAGGAGGAGGAGGAGGGUACUCUGGAGGAGGCAGUGGAGAUAAUGUGAGAAAUUCUUGUGGAGGCGGUGGAGGAUCUUACAAUGCUGGUAAAAAUCAACAAAACGAAUGUUGCUAUCGAUCAUCUGGCCAUGGUCAGGUUAUCAUAACCGAAAUGUAAAAAGACCAAAAACACCAUCUAUGAUGAAAAGCCCUCAGCGAUGACUGAUUAAACAGCUAAAAUAAUAGUGUAUGUAACUAUUAGCCAACAAGACCCAAAAGUGUAGAACGUAUGGUCAGAGUGUGGUUUUCAAUAUAGAAUUAACACCUUUUCUGGCAUCAAUAAACCCUUAACGACUGAUCCUGUGUUAAAACAGCCCUUUUCCUUGCGGAGGCCAGGGAAAAAUCAUCCGUUUCUCGAGGAAACAGUCGGGAAGUUAUUGGUAUAGCACAACGAAACAAUUUAAGGUUGUAAUGUGAAAAAAAGAAAAAAAUCGAAAAAUCAGUGAUGAAUUCUUCGUAACUGGGUAAGGGCACAAAAUACCUAUAAUGUCACGCUGCCUUCACGACACCUUAAAUCGCGCUCUUUUUACGUGCAACUGAGUGCUGUUGCCCCCUCAUAGACGUUUGACGGGACACAAUUUCAUUUUUGGAUGUCAUAUGACCCCUAAGUAACCCAUGAGAGCCUGCGCUGUUGGGGAAAAAUCCAGCACUAUGACAAUAUAUCUUAUCUCAAUCUAUCUUAUCGUGUAUUAUUACAUUUUCCACAAAAAAGAAAUAAAAUAUGAGUAUGGCUUAAUUGGGCAACAUGUUGUAUUAAUUUUUCUAAAUUUUCAGUCAAGUAUUGAAAUAACAAUAUUUUGUAAGAGUAAGCCAUCAGAACGACCAUGUGAUUUAAGUGGGCCUUACCAGUUUUCCAUCGAAGGUUAUUUGAAAAUAUCGAAAAGGUCGAGUGACUUGUAUUAUUUCAUUUAAAAGUUAAAUAAGAAGUCAAACAAUUCUUUCCCAUCAAUGCUUUCAUUUCGCGAUAUCCUAUCUGAAGAGUGCACUUUUCAAAGUCUAGAUUAGCUUUCCAGCGGUCCUUGUAGUAUUCAGUUUGUUAUUUUAUUUUAUUAAGCUCAAGAUAUUUAGCUUGUGAAUGAUCAACCCUUGAAUUACUUUUUGAAAAUAUUUCAUUCAGCAAGUAUAAGUUCCCAGGGUCAGAGGACACAGGAACGUGCUUGUUACAUUUAUUCAAUUACGUUUGUUUCCGAAAGAGUGGGAAGAAAAUAAGAAAGGAGCCGUAAAUUCUGUAAAAAAACGCUGUUUUCAGAUAAGGAAGUAAACCAGUAACAUAGGAUUUAUAGAGAUCUCAAUAUUUCUUCUUGUUUUUCGUGUAGGUGUUUAAUUCAGGUUAGUCAUAUGAUUAUUAAACGGAAUAAAACUUAUUGUCAA